Molecule: messenger RNA, 1335 nt
Organism: Hydra vulgaris (swiftwater hydra)
Lineage: Eukaryota; Metazoa; Cnidaria; Hydrozoa; Anthoathecata; Hydridae
Product: snurportin-1
Biological process (GO): snRNA import into nucleus
Cellular component (GO): cytoplasm; nucleus
Molecular function (GO): protein binding
Source: RefSeq, a predicted model, not a curated record
UUUUGAUCAUCAAAUUAAGUUUUGUUUUUUAGACUAAUUCUUAGUAUUAACAAUAUUGGUAAAUAAAAUCUUUAAGAAUUGUUUGACUGCCUAAUUAAAUAACUUAAUUAAAUAAAGAUAUCAUGUCAGAUGAUGUACUUGAAAUAUUUAGUUUGGGUAUUGGAGGCAGCAUAUAUGACACAACUAAAGAACAUCCAAGACUUGGUGAAUACAAGGGCAGAUUUUUUAAGUCAGGAGAACAACAAAAUCGAAGAAGAGAAUAUUUAGAACAACAAAAAAAAAACCGGUUUGAUGCAGUCAGCUAUGCUAGAAAACUUGCUGAUGGCGACCUCAAUGAAGAAGAUUUCACUCAAGCAACUAUGGAAGUUGAAGAAUUCAGUAAAUGUGAAAAACAAAAAAAUAAAAAAAGAUUUAAUCCAUACAAAAACCAGUUAAUGUUAUCAGAGUGGCUUGUAGAUGCCCCUCCUGAUUUAGAGAGUGACUGGAUAAUGAUGCUAUCUCCUGUUGGCAAGCGAGUUCUUAUUGUUGCACAUAAAGGUUCAACAAGUGCAUAUUCAAAAAAUGGCUAUUGCUUAAACAAAUUUCCAUCUCUUCUUCCAGGUGGCUCAUUUAAAUCUUGGCAUAGUUCAGCAAAACAAUCAUUUACACUAUUGGACUGCAUCUAUGAUGAGGUGAAUCGCACUUUUUGGAUUCUUGAUUUAAUGUUUUAUAAAGGAGUUUGUUUCUACGAAAGUGAGAAAGACUUUCGUCUAUUCUGGAUAACUACCAUGUUGCUUGAAGAUUCUGAAGAUUUGAAUCAGAAUACAGAAGCAAAUCCAUUUAAGUUUCUUCCGUGUCCGCAUGUUUCAUGUUCUGAAACAAAUAUUUUUAACAUACUUGCAAAACCUCAUGAUUUUCAGAUAGAUGGCGUGCUAUUUUAUCAUCGACUAUCACAAUAUAGACCUGGAAGAAAUCCUUUAGUCGGUUGGCUAAAACCAUAUAUGAUACCUGAUAUUUUAGGUAUUGAAGUACCUGUUAUUAAUACUAAUGAUGCUCCCGUUGAAUUUAACCGUGAUGCUUUAAUGGAAGCCAAUAAAAAGUUACAAAAAACCAUGAAGGAUACAUCUUUUGUCGUUUCUAAGUCACCAAAGUCUGACAUUUCAAUGAAAUAAUUGUUGCACGGAGGUUUAUUUUUUGACGUACAACGUCAUGUACGAUAUGCUUAUACGUCAGGUAUACAAUAGAAUGCAUUCAACUAAAAUGUAUUAAUCAGAAUCAAGUUGCUUGUUUUUGUAGACGUCGUCAAGCUGCAGAAAAAAAUUAGUUUGUUGUGCGAGGAUUUCUUAAAUUCUAUUA